Molecule: messenger RNA, 3939 nt
Organism: Physcomitrium patens
Lineage: Eukaryota; Viridiplantae; Streptophyta; Bryopsida; Funariales; Funariaceae
Source: RefSeq, a predicted model, not a curated record
AGCUUAAAUGCAGGAGCGAAAUGAGUUUAACAACCAUUUUCAGUGAUUUGUGUAGGUUGUUACAGUCAAGGUAGAGAAGAUUUCGAAGCGCUUUUAAAUGAACCCCACACUAUCCCUUCAGGCAAAAACAUUUAGCUGAUAGCGACGCUCAUAACAAGGGGUUGACGUAUCCGUCGAUUGGCCCUGUUGUCGAAUGCUUUGUUGGAGUAUGCUAAUCACCGUCUCCGAACUCAUUCACUGUAAUCCUUCGAGCAAUUUUGGAUUCCAUUGACAGUUUUUGAGCAUAUCCCGACAUUCUUCUAGGUCAGAUUGCCUACUUUGGUGAAGAAAUAACAUUCUCCCGGAGAUUUUCUGCUUGCCUCACCGAUUAGGAAACACACACCCACACACACUUAUAUAUAUAUAUAUAAUAAAUAAAAGAAGCCCAAUUCGCCUAAUUUACCAGUCGUUAGUCUUCGAAUGUGGAAUGCUUCGGCCUCUUCAACGAGUGCCAUGCCAAGAACCGGACGUUGAAUGGCGGUGCUUUGCGAUCAUUUCAACGGAUCCAUCAAUAGUUGGAAAUGGGUUAAAGCAGUUGGGGAUCAAGGAACGGAGAGGGGCAGAUUACUAGGGUGUAACUGCCCAAUUCCGUUGAACCAGGUUGCAUGCGGCAGUUACCCAGUCCGAGGUACAACCACAAUUCUGACCUCUGUACCGUCAAUGGCACUGUUCUCGCCCUCGUUUGUUGUCACCGCUUCACUGCAAGGGUUUCAAUGCCAGAUCUUUAAGGAACUGAAUAGCACACAGACAAGGAGCUUAUGACAUGGAACUUCCUAGUGAAUGUCCCACAGAUGCACCUCCAUUCUUCACGCGAGGAAUAAGUGGUCGCCACUUACACGGAAGCUGCCUCUGAUAGCCAAUGGAGCUUGAAUUAUGGUCGAAAUUAUUUUGCUACACACUGUGAUACCCACGCGGUAACUGCCUAGGAUUGGUAGCGUUCACGAGCAAUCACUGUAUGAACACGAGUAGUUGGGUGAAUAGACAAGGUACAUGAGCUGUUUGCAGGAUGAUGAUCCAUGGAGUCUGCCUCUACUGAAUGUACUCAUGAUGCUGCAUCCGACUGCGGCUGGUCGCUCAAAAAGCUUAAACCACAUAAAGUGCAAGCUAGCCGAGCCCUCAAGCUGCGCGGCGGUCCGGAGGAGCAAGACCGACACUCACGGCGCUCGGACGUUGAUCAUGCGCUGAUAGACCACCAACAACAUCUGCGAAGACUUAAACAAAGCCGAGCUGACAUCGCUGGCUCACACUCUUCACCUCCUCGGCGCCAGCGGCUUCCUCCAGAUGUUGAAAAUGGCCUUCCUACCACCGCGUGGGACUUCUCCAGGCCUCUGACUUCCAAGCUGGUUGAGAGAGACGGCAGCCAUCAAACUGGCCAUGGAUUAACAUGGUCCAGAGCAAGCACCCAGGUGGGUAAAGGCGCUACAACCAAGAAGCAACAUCAAAGGCAGAGCAUGGGAGCAGCUGUUGAGAGUCGGCGUCGACUUGCUCGUGGACCUCGAAGUGGCAGUACCAUUGCUGAUGGCCAGGCUGGAGGCCAAUCCAUGUUGCCACUGGAGGAUCAUCGGGUGGUGAGCACUGACUACCAGGCUGCCGGGACACAAGCAUUGAUGAGAGUGACCCUCUUGGCAGCGGGGUUUGUGAUCGGAGCCAGGGGAAUAAGUGUCAGGUUGAUUGGGCAAGUCACAGGCGCAAUCGUGCAAUCUUGGACUGAAUCUUGCCGGCCUGAUUCAAUUCCCAUUCGGUUGUUCCGUAUUCAAGGGAAGAAGGCUGUGGUACAGACAGCAGUCGCCUUAAUUGAACAAGCCGUGGUCAAGUACAAGGAUCUUUGCGAGUGCAAGCGCCGUGGAGAAUUCGUGCAACGGGAACAUGUCAUCAACGGAGUGGAAUUUUAUUACCAGCCACCACCACGCAAAGCAUUCGCUAACAACGGCAAUGAGCUAUCACCGAAGGCAGAAGAUGGCCCAGGAGUGCAGCUUAAAAAUCACUGGGCGACCGCUGCAUCGUUUCCUCCACACCAUGUCUGGUUGCAACAUUUGCAGGAGCAGCAGCAGCACCAAGCGCAAACCGUGGCUGCUCAACAACAGAAACAACAGGCUCACUUAUCUCUGCUCGAAGCGUCUCAGGGGCAAGUUGUGAAGGGGGAGAAUGGAGUGGAUUGCCGUGGCCAGGACCCCAGCGACGUUGGUCAUCAAUCGCAAGUCUUCUUCGACUGGCAACCCAAGGUUGAGAGACAGCUGAUAGGGUUGCAGAGCCCCGACUUGGAUCGCUCCACCGAGUUCGUGUCGGAAUUUGAGCUCCUCGAUCAUGGGCUGCAACAAUCGGUCGCCUCUUUAGAGCAGGCUUUGCAGCAAGUUCGCCUCGAGCAGCACCUCCUCCAACGCAAGCGGACAAUGGGCAACAACAACAACAACAACAACAACAUGACCAAUUGCAACAACAAUGACAGCGCCAGCCACCUCCACUGCUACCAAGGCCAGAAAUUGCUCAAUCACAAAAACAAUCAGAUCGAAAACAACGGUCUUUGGCCAGAAACGACCUCAGAUUCCCCCGGGGGUCAGCAAUCAACUGCUGCAUCAACGGCCUUUCAUUUAGGUCCUAGCUUGUUCUUUUUUGAGGAUGGGGGGUUGCCACUCCCAAUUUCACCGACAGAAGUCAGAUCCGUCGCAGAUAACAAUUGUAUAUUCAUGGACGCCACCCCUUGCACGCCGUUUGAUUUUCCUCACAAUGAUUUUCUACGUGACAGCCUGCCGAAUUUUCCUCGGGGUGCUGCUCGUAAGAUCCCGGAGUGCAGCUUGUAUGAGGCUUCUCCCUUGCUGGAAAAUGCUGAUGUCAGCCUCUGUAUUGUUUGCAUUGAACAUCAGGCCAGUGUUCAACUCAUGCCUUGUGGACACAACUUGUUUUGCUUCUCUUGUGUGGGAGGUCUGCUGACCUGCCCUCUCUGCCGUCAGCCCAUUGUAGCCCUCCACCCUCGUGGCUCGAACCCCUUGACGCCGGAAGUUGUCGGCCUUCCCAACGAUCUCAACGUCUCCAGCCACAGUGAAUGGAACAAGGUUCCGGGUGCAUGAAUUUAAGGUUGGUAGCACAACCACCGCAGGCAGCCUGUCUCAUUGCUCCAGCAUAUUUGAAGGUUGUGCUAGUUUGGACUUGUGAUGGAUCGAGGAGGCUUUGUUUGUUGGCAUUAUUGCAGCUUCCCCCAGAUUUUAGUUCUUCCUCACAAACAUGUUGCACCCUCGGUCUGUGCCGUUGAGGGAAUAGGGGCCAAAUCUGAUGCGGAUACAGCAUGUUGUUCACGACAACGAAAACUGUUCAUCGGCACACAUUGACGUGCCCUUAUGCAAGAAGGUAACACUUGGUAGGAAUUGUGGACUUCAAGGUGGGGAGUGAAUUGUGGAGCUUGUGAGGCUGCGGAGACGAUGGGCAUGUUUGGUACAAAAAACACGUGAAGUUGGGUUGCAACUGGUUACAUCUUUUGAUUGCAGGGGCGUACAUAAUCACCAGGUCAGAACAGGUACAAGGUGUGGCUGUCGGACCAAGAUAUAGUUUAGAGGCUUGUUGCUCAGAGUUUAUAAUCCACAGCAGGCGUCUUUCGAUCUGAAUUUCUGAUAAUAAUCACAUUUCGGUAGGCCUUUGAGUUGUUUAUCUAAUUUAGGUGAACUCUGGAGCACAAUUUCUAAUACAAGGACACACCAAACCACCUGGAAUUGGAGCAGCUAUGCUAUCGGCUCUUUUUGGUUUGUCGAAUUCGUAAUAAUAAGAAUAAAGCGUUGGAGGAGGUCGUUAUUUGUGGUGAUGUUCUGGGCAGUUUAGGUCUCGAUGUCUUUUGCAGAAAUGGACAGAUAAAAUGAGAUGUGAUCAGAUUCUUGCAUGCAUCCAAAUAAAGCUUUAUUGUUUCAACUCAAA